AUGUUCCGAAUUAUCUGUUCAUUUUUGCUGAUAGUCAGCGUGGUCGGUGUCGCUCUUGGGGCUCUGAACGACGAGUACGACAGUGACAAACGGUACCAUCCGAGGCUGCAGGAUGAGCUGAGUCCGAAGCUGACUUCCAAGAAUGCGGAACAGGAGCAGACUAUCGAGUACUGGCGCAAUCAGGCUAAGGCGACGGUGGAAAAGUUGAGACAGAGAAAGGAAAAUACAAAUAUUGCAAAAAAUGUUAUUAUGUUCCUUGGCGAUGGCAUGUCCAUCGCAACCGUCGCUAUGGCUCGAGUUUAUGCCGGCGGUGAAGAGAAGCCCUUGUCCUUCGAAGAGUUCCCAUACGUGGGUAUGUCGAAGACGUACUGCGUAAAUUAUCAGGUAGCGGAUUCUGCGUGCACGGCCACCGCAUACCUGACGGGAGUGAAGGGAAACUACGAGACGAUCGGUGUGAAUGCCCACGUGCCGGUGCGUGACUGUGAGGCGGUGCGCAAUCGUACCACGCACACGUCUUCCAUCGGACAGUGGGCGAUGGAUGCGGGUAAGGAUGCAGGUAUCGUCACAACAACACGCGUUACCCAUGCGUCCCCCUCUGGGAUGUACGCCCAUAUUGCGUUCCGCGAUUGGGAGGACGAUUACUGGGUCAAGCAGGAUAAUUGUGAUCCAGAGCAGGUCGAUGACAUCGCAGAGCAACUGGUUUACGGUGAAACCGCUCCACGACUGCGCGUGAUAUUGGGUGGAGGACGACGGGAAUUCAUGGAUCGGGACAUCCACCAGGACUACGAGACGGGUAAAGGAGGAUAUCGAUCAGAUGGACGCCAUCUCAUCAAUGAGUGGCUGAAGAACGGACCGGUCGGCGAGAACCGUACAUUCGUGUGGAAGAGAUCCGACCUUCUGGCGGUGGAUCCUCGCCGAACCGAUAGACUGCUGGGGAUGUUUGAACCGAGUCAUUGCGUGUACAAUUUAGAUCGAGUCCAUAAAAAUCUAGUUGAAGAGCCCACGCUAGCCGAGAUGGUCGAUAAGGCUACCGAUAUUUUAAGUACCAAUCCGAAUGGGUUCUUCCUGUUUGUGGAAGGAGGCCGAAUCGAUCAUGGACAUCAUGAUAAUCAAGCACGAUACGCCAUCGAUGAGACGGUCGAGUUCGCCAAGGCAAUUGAGUUGGCGCGUAAAAAGUUCAGUGAAGAGGACACACUGAUAGUGGUUACGUCAGACCAUUCGCACAGUGUUAGCUUCGCGGGAUAUCCGAACCGUGGAAACGAUAUCUUCGGAAUUGCCGGAACAGGCAACGAUGGGCUACCGUACAUGACGAUAAGCUACGCCAAUGGGCUUGGCUUUUACAAGCACGUUGACGCCGCCAAAGGAACGCGUGCUAACGUACGCGAUAUGCCAGAUGCCCUCGCUGAUGACUUCCCGUUUCCGGCCAUGCUACCGGUCGAGCUUGAGACACACGGUGGGGAGGAUGUGGCAGUGUAUGCCUCCGGUCCAUGGUCACACUUGUUCACUGGAUCCUACGAACAGAAUACCAUUCCACACAUGAUGGCCUACGCUUCGUGUAUCGGUAGCGGCCAGAAGGCGUGUGCAAAACCCUAAUAG
Molecule: messenger RNA, 1596 nt
Organism: Anopheles coustani
Lineage: Eukaryota; Metazoa; Arthropoda; Insecta; Diptera; Culicidae
Product: alkaline phosphatase-like
Exons: 3
Coding region: 1-1593 (530 amino acids)
Biological process (GO): dephosphorylation
Molecular function (GO): alkaline phosphatase activity
Source: RefSeq, a predicted model, not a curated record